Messenger RNA from Impatiens glandulifera, 942 nucleotides. RefSeq lists its product as uncharacterized. The transcript has 6 exons. Lineage: Eukaryota; Viridiplantae; Streptophyta; Magnoliopsida; Ericales; Balsaminaceae. The coding region runs from base 1 to 942 and encodes 313 amino acids. The record is from RefSeq and is a predicted model, not a curated record.
AUGGCUCUCAAGAAACAUAAUAUUAUUUGUUCAAUAUUUCUAGCAACCUUGAUAGCAUGGCAAUUCAUAUACUAUGUUUCUGGAUCAACAAAGAGAUCAUGGGGUUUGAAGCAUAAAGACACUGUUAAAAGCAUAGUGGGUGAUAAUGAUUUGAUUGAUUUUGCGAACACCAAUAAGCAACUUGCAUCUAACCAUCCUCCUAUAGAUUAUAAUAAUAAAGAUUUAAAGUACGCUUUAGUCCGAAGUGAUGAAGGUCACUAUUAUGGAGCAACUGCAACACUUACUCUAUGGAAACCAAAAGUUGACUAUAACGAAUUUAGUCUAACUCAACUAUGGCUUUCUUCUGGAUAUGGUACAAACAUAAAUACCAUUGAAGUCGGAUGGACAGUUUUUCCAUCUAAAUAUGGUGAUGAUAUGCCAAGAUUCUUUGUAUAUUGGACUAGAGAUUAUUACACAAAUACAGGCUGUUAUAAUUCUGAUUGCCCUGGAUUUGUACAAGUUGAUUUCAGCAUUAAACUUGGUGAUCCCAUUUCUACUAUUUCCACUGUUGGUGGGCCAAUAUUUGGAAUAAGAAUUAUGGUCUACAAGGAUGCUAGGAGUGGAAACUGGUGGCUUAGCUAUAAUGGUGUUAACAUAGGAUAUUUUCCUGAGAAUAUCUUCACUUCAUUGAGUGAAUAUGCUCAAAGAGUGGAUUUUGGUGGAGAGAUUUUAAAUAGAGAAAAUAAUGGUCACCACACAACUACUCAAAUGGGAAGUGGACUAUAUCCCCAUCAAUCUGGAGCAAGUUAUAUAACCGGAAUUAGACUAUUUGGCCUAGACAGAAAUCCAGUUGAAGGAAAUAUUCUGCAACCAGUUGCCAGCACACUUCCAUGUUACCGAAUCGUUGUUAGAAAUGAUACCAUCUUUUAUGGAGGUCCGGGUUAUUCUGCGUUAUGUCGUUAA